Podarcis muralis (Common wall lizard) is the source of this 6841-nucleotide messenger RNA. RefSeq names its product ER lipid raft associated 2 (gene ERLIN2). Gene Ontology annotation, molecular function: cholesterol binding; ubiquitin protein ligase binding. Gene Ontology annotation, biological process: SREBP signaling pathway. Gene Ontology annotation, cellular component: endoplasmic reticulum membrane; endoplasmic reticulum. The record is from RefSeq and is a predicted model, not a curated record. Lineage: Eukaryota; Metazoa; Chordata; Lepidosauria; Squamata; Lacertidae.
GGGGCGGAAGCGUCGAAGCGUCGGGGGUUGAUGGCGUCACGGGAGCGACGACGCGGAAGUCGCGGCAGCAGCUGGUGCAGGAGGAGCAGGUGGCGGCGGCGGCGAUUAUACUCUCAGGGAUGACUCAGCUGGGUGCCAUAGCAGCUCUAGCUGCCAGCCUGGUGGCAGCUGCUCUUUUUUCUGCAAUACACAAGAUCGAAGAAGGGCACAUUGGUGUUUAUUACAGGGGAGGAGCCUUGCUGACAUCCACCAGUGGCCCUGGCUUCCACCUAAUGCUCCCUUUCAUUACCUCCUACAAAUCAGUACAGACAACAUUGCAAACAGAUGAAGUAAAAAAUGUUCCAUGUGGCACAAGUGGAGGAGUGAUGAUCUAUUUUGACCGAAUUGAGGUUGUGAACUUCCUAAUCCAAAGUGCCGAUUUACGCCCCACUUUUCAAUCAAAUGAGUUUCAAGGCGGCUUGCAACAAACAGUAUAUGACAUAGUGAAGAACUUCACUGCAGAUUAUGACAAGGCUCUCAUCUUCAACAAGAUCCACCAUGAGCUCAACCAGUUCUGCAGUGUCCACACUCUCCAGGAAGUUUACAUUGAAUUAUUUGAUCAGAUUGAUGAAAACCUGAAACUAGCUCUCCAGCAAGACCUGACAUCCAUGGCACCAGGACUCAUCAUACAGGCAGUUCGAGUCACAAAGCCAAACAUCCCAGAGACAAUUCGGAGGAAUUACGAACUCAUGGAGAGCGAGAAGACAAAGCUGUUGAUUGCAGCUCAGAAGCAGAAGGUGGUGGAGAAGGAGGCUGAGACGGAACGCAAGAAGGCUCUUAUUGAGGCAGAAAAAAUAGCCCAGGUGGCUGAAAUAACAUACGGGCAGAAGGUGAUGGAAAAAGAAACUGAGAAGCGAAUCUCUGAGAUUGAAGAUGCUGCAUUCCUUGCUAGAGAGAAGGCGAGGGCAGAUGCUGAAUGUUAUACUGCUUUGAAGAUGGCAGAAGCCAACAAGCUAAAACUGACUCCAGAAUACUUGCAGCUCAUGAAGUACAAAGCAAUUGCCACCAACAGCAAGAUCUACUUUGGCAAAGAUAUUCCAAACAUGUUCAUGGACCACGCUGGGACUUCCACAAAGUCUUCAGAAGGACCCACAGAGGAGCAGAGAGAUGAAAACUGGCUAGGAGCAGGGGAGGGUUUGUGAAUCUUGAGUCUGGCCAACGGGGCAACCUGAUCUUUGAAUGAAUGGAACUGAUGCCUAGCGCCUCUCCUCAAUGUGAUUUCUUUCUCUCUUCUGGGAUGUCGGAGAAGAGCCAGGCAAAGCUGUGCUUUUUUAAAAAAAAAGUGUUGGGAGGGGGAGGCAGGCUGGUUUGUUGGAAGCACACAAUGGGACAGCUUCCUGACUUAUUUCUCAGCAGUCAGAUUCACUGUCAUGUUUGUGCUCGUGUGGAUAGAGAAAGCAACACUGAAUCACACUAAGAGGCUGCAGCAUUUUCCUGAUGGACUCUGCAGCCAAUCAGUUUCAUUGCCGUUGAAGAAGGGGAGCCGUUUCUUGCUAGAAACUGUUCUUUCCUCUGGCAGUUGUGCACAUGUUACAAGUCAAGUCCAACAGGUGGGUGAUAAGCAUCUUACCCAGCAAAUUCAGCAAUCGGAAGGAGUUUCUUUCUGUCUCUCUCUCUUUCUCUCCUUUCUUACUGGUCUUUGAGUGCUUGAUGUAGCCCAAAUUUGAUAAUAUGCACACCAGCUAGAUACCAACUACAUGUCCUUCCUGGAUUAUUAGGAUUCAUGAGCAUGCUGUCCAACCGUUGGAUUUUACCUGUAGCAUAUAUGUUGACCCCAUUCCACCCUCAAAUAAAGGUGCUAUGUUUUGAAUUAAAACACACAGAGACACUACAGAUUCUAGAUUUUGGCUUGUGUUGUGGAGCAUUAAAUAUCAGCACACUAAAGGGGUGUCCAAAUGGUGCUUAUUUCACGAUGCAUCCAUAUGGUACAUCUGAACCCCACAGUCCACCAUCCUCUCCUGAUGUGCUGAUAGGGACAAUCACAGGACCAGUGUUGGGUGGAAUGCAGGCUUUGCCCGCACAGUAAUGGUCUGUCUAAGUGAGGCUGUCACAGGGGAAUAAGUUACCUUUUCCAGGAAUGUUACUUCUGCACGAGAGAGCAUUGGUCAGCCAGAUGGACACCCUGCAUUCGCAAAUUGACCCUGGCUUGCAUCCCUCUUUCUAGACCAUGCAUGCAAAACUGGUCAUCCAUCAAGCCAAGCUCACCAGCCAUGUAAUCAUGGCCUGCUAGAUGUUAUACACACACACACCAAGUUUCAACUAAUUUACUAAGACCCUAGCAGGCCACCGUACAUGGCUUGUGUUUCAGCUUGGCAAAUCUCUAGUUGCACACCUGCGUUCUAGAUUGUAAACCAGCAGCCAGAUUCUCUGUUUCCCUCAGCUUCAUGGGUGCAACUGUGCUAGUCCAAAUAUUUCAGUGUCUUCCUAGAGGAAGGCAUUUGGUGGAUUUCCACCCCAUGCUUGCUCAUAGCAAAGGUUUCCAGCGGUGAAUAGCAUUACUUUGUACUCAUUCUGACCUCAUUUUUAGCUCUUGCAGGGUUGCUUUUUGAAGUGAUCCUUUGAGUGAUGCUUUGGGGGAAUUAUUUUUGAAUUGGCAUCAAUGCAGUUGUGGAUUUUUGUCCUGGGGACAGCCCUGUGAGCUGCCUUCAGCUUAUGUAGUUGCAUCCAAGUUCUUCCAUUAGCAGUAAACUCUUCUUCAGAUGAUGCCCUUGGUUAGACUGUAAAUGUCAAACCACUUCCUCUAGAAUACACCCGUUCGUGUUUGUUCUAGAAAUGGUUGUUCCAAAGCAGCUGGCAGGCUUUGAUUUAGAGGUGGGCUUUGCUUUGUUUCCCUGAUAACUGUGCCAUCUUACAUUAGUCUGUGCUAUAAGUUUGUUCAGUAUGAGGAGUGUAAUGGGGAAAUUCUGACCCUCCAGAAGCUGUUGAAUUCCCAGUUCCCAUCAGCCCCAGACAGUGUGGAAAGAAGCCAACAUCUAGUAUCCCAUUGUUGUGUUGGGAUAUUCGGUGACUUCUAUUUUCCAGAGAUCAUAUUAAGCGUAUGCACCUUGUAGACCUUGGAUUCUAUCCAGUGCUAUUUCUACUCAUAGUGCGCCCACUGAAAUUAAUAGAGAUAGCUAACUUAGGCCCCUGAAUUUUAAUGGGUGUUCUCUUGAGUAGGUGUUAGUUGGACGCAGCUCCUUAUUAUCAGCCCUCAAUACAAUGCCAAUGGGUAUACUCAGAGUAAGAAGACCUGGAAGCCUAUUACAUAACCUUGAUUAGUUACACACAAAAUUGGCUGUGUAGUCAAGGCCUUCAUUCUUGCAGUGUGUGAAACUUCCCUUUGACAUGACAGAUAAGUGGAUUUUGGAGUUGUUGGUUUGUUAUCAGGCCUGUCCAGUGACACCCUUGUCGACAGGUUCCUGGCUUUCAAAAUACUCAUUGUCUCUUACAGCUUGCUGCUCUGUGUUUUAAACAUGGCGUGGCCUCUUUCGUAAAUGGGGCUGAGAUGCAAAGAAACACUAAGCUCUGGUCUCCAAAGUACUUAUCGCUCCUCUAUUUUUGCUUCCAACCAUAGUCCCAUUCUUCCAUACCAGGUUAGUACAGAGCAACAGCUACACUUAAUAAGGCAUCAUCUUGCUAAGCUCUCCUCUAUAUCUGCCCCAUAGUUGGGCGCGACAUCACAAUUAUCCAGCUUCUACUUCAAAACUUGUUUUGUUUAUGCAUAACAAAGGUCAACCACAAAAGCUUUCUGCUUUGCUUCUUGCUAUCUCCCUAGUUCUGAUUCUGCAAAUGCCCUGGAAUUAUUUUUGAAUGAGGUGUUACAGAUUUCUGGGACUAGGGCUGAUGUGAAUGCGCUUUUUAAAAUUAGUCUGGUUGUCAUAAUUCCUGGCUUAAUGGGAUGCUUGCCAUAGGUCUGUCUAAAAGGGUGGUUUGGACAGUCUGAUAGACUAUACUGUGGUGUGCUGUGCUCUUGCAAGAUGACUUUAGAAGUGAACAGCAACCAUAGGCUGCUACUUCCUUUUGCUUUCUUAACUUGUCCUUUCAAUAUGCAAACAGGGCAGCAUCCCGAAACUGCAUUUUUGUAAAAUGGGAAUAAUAAGUUGUGAGUCUGCAGUCCCCAAAUGGGCUUAGAGAGUCCCAGACACUUAGCCAGAUGUGCCUUAGAUUUCUUUCUGAUGGUUCCCACAUUACAAACCACAGGUCUCCUUGGCCUCCCCCACCCCACCGCUUUCCUGUUUGCAUCUUCCACGUGCAAAAUAGAGCCCCCCCCCCCCAUUCCUCUUGGAGUGAAAGGAGAUCCAGAUUAUUGAUGCUCCCAAGGUCCACUCAAGAUGAAAGGUACAGUCCUUGGGAACCUCUUUUAAGUGUAACAUUACAAGCCUGUCUGAUGGUGAUGUAUAUUCAACACCUAACUUUGAAAACAGAAAAAGCUGUACUGUACUCUGUCCUGUGGUAGCUCGUAUUAGGCUUAGUUUCCAUUGAGGUAGUAGAACCUGCAUUGGGGCUUUAUAUUGUAGGUCUGGCUCGUAUGAUUGCUGCUCCAUAUAAAAACAAAUCCUUCCAUGCCCACCUAGCAUGUCUAGGGGGAUGUGAAGUUGACAUUCUUUUCCUUGACAUGCUAUUCUUCUAAGUGCAGGUUUUAAUUUUAAUGGAGGAGCAAGCAUGUAAUCCCUCACCUGCAGUCUCAAGUGGUACAUUCCAGACAAACGUUGACCACGUCUGUGAAACUUUGGCCCUGUUUUGAACUUUAGUGAGUUUGUGCUGAGCAUUGCAGGCGCUAAGGGAGAUGUUGACCUAUGUGAUAUGCAAGUAUUUCUUAAGCAAAUGCUUGAAAGAUUGUGAUGUUCUGUUUAGCAAGCCCCACAUGUCCAUUAGAGCAGUGUUCCCCAACCUUGGGCCUCCAGCUGUUUUUGGACUACAACUCCCAUCAUCCCUCGCUAGCAAGACAAGUGGUCAAGGAUGAUGGGAAUUGUAGUCCAAAAACAGCUGGAGGCCCAAGGUUGAGGAACACUGCAUUAGAGGACCACAUACUAAGGCACGGCAUUGGGGAUUGAAAACUAUAUUAUCUUGAGUUCAUGCUGCUUGCUUGGGGCAGGAGGGCUGUUCUGUUGGGAUCACUGAAAAUUACAGCAGUGAUUUGAAAAUUGUAGUGUCUUUUAACGUCCAUAAGGUGAUUUUACCAACCACUGGACACCUUAAUAAAUAACUUGAUAUAUGUCCGUCCAUGCCUCUUGUAACAUGAGAAACAGGAAGUUGAGUCUGAUUGUCAUAGGCACUUGCAAUGUAUGUCUUGAUUCCCUUUCCCUCAAAGCACGUUUCUUUCUCACACUUGACCUGAGCAUCAGGAGGUACCGAUUAACUUCUUAAUACGUGAAGCAACCUUGAUAUAGGUGUAUGUGUGUUGUUAAUGUAUCUGUGAUUCAUCCGUGUUUUAAAAACAUUAAACAUGGAUGGCAGAAGACAAACUUUCACAAUGAAAUUUGGUAGAAGGUACGAGAGAGAAGAAAGGGGGACCUUUGCUAAUAAAUAAACCUAUUUCUGUCUAAUGAUUUGCUUUGCUGCCUUCUCUUUUUUCUCCCCUCACCCCAGCAUGAUCCACCAGCCAGGCAAAAUGCAGUUUCUAGCCUCCGAGCUGAAGCUAGGAAUUGUUUUUGUGGCACACACCUGAGCUGAUAAUGUCAAACCUGUCUAUUUUCCUUUCGCAUCGGAGUUCUAAGUGAGCAUCCAAAAUCCAGAAUGAGUUAAGCUUAAACAUCUGCUCCAGUCUUGCUUUUGGACUGGUUACUUUAUUGCUGAACUUGAGUGGCUAUUUGUCUAUGGCGUGAAUAUGCUAGAAUCUACCUGAUGCUACAUGUCAGUUUCAUCAGGAAGUUACUAAGGGAUGGUUUCCGAAGCACUAAAGUGGAAUAGGUAGACACUGAAGUGUGUAUGUAGCUCUUUUCACAUCAUCCUUGCAGUAAAAUUCCUGUCUAGUAUUGUGUCAGAUGCUGGAAUAGAAAAAGACACAAUUCCCCCCCCCCUGGCUUUCAUACUAUCACACUUUGCAGAUAGUAUUAUGCAUGUAAAAGAAUGUAAAAAUUAAGUGGGAAAAUGUUUAUAUUAGACUUGUGGGAUGCAAUUCCUGAUUUUUUUAUUUUUGGUCCUGCUGAAAGGGUGGGGGAUAUUUUCUUACACAAGCUUUUUUUAACUAGCAAAAACUAAAUUCCAGCAAAGCCAAAGUGUAUUAUAUGACUUCUUUUAUAUGACUCUGAUGUAAAAAGAUUGGUUAGAAUAACUAAGUCUUUUGAUUCUUUUUAUAUAUAGAGAGAAGUUCUCUAAAGAAAACUUAAAACCACUAUUCAAUAAAGAGCAGCAAAUAUUAAUGUGAAUAAAGAAUUAAGGUGUAGAUUUCUCCUGAUAAAACAAUUAAAUUCUUUCCAACCUGUUAGGUGCUGGAAAUGCAAUUUAACAAGAUUUUUGUUGUUUUAAGUGUGAUUUCUGCUUCAUGGAAAUGAGAUAGAUGCCUUUUCUGAAAUGCUCUUUGGGCUCUUAGGAAAUAACUUUUUUAUAAUUCCUUUUUGUAUGUGCAUUGAACAAAGUAACACUGAAUAUAUUUUCCUCCUUUUUCCUGUGUGCAAGCUUUGCAAAGAGGAUGUGAAUUCUUAAAGCAGAUUUUCUUAAUGAGGGUGAAAUGGUGACUAUCACUGUCUUGGCCAUCAUCCGUUCAAAUAUGCUGCUGUCUUUUCUGACUCUCUUGGAAUGUUUUCAAUAGCAAUUGUGUAUCAGAUUAAAACCAGCCUGUAUGUUUCAAUAUUGUAAUGAAUAAAAUGUUCUUCACUUUUAA